Messenger RNA from Mesorhabditis spiculigera, 288 nucleotides. Lineage: Eukaryota; Metazoa; Nematoda; Chromadorea; Rhabditida; Rhabditidae. The record is from the annotation of a GenBank genome assembly.
AUGCCGAAAUUUUCGGUGGCCACGUGGUUGCGGCGGGAGAUGGACGACGCGACGUUCAUUGCGCAUCGGCGGAAUUCGGCUGAUGGACGAGUGGGCAGCAGCAAAAAAGUGGUCGUCGUGGCGAACAAGGAACGCCGCUUCUCCUCGCAACAGCGCCAACAGCACGGCCACACUGUCACCGGCAUCCAGCCGAAGAAACAAAUGCCGGCCGUCGACGCGCCGCCAAAAUAUGAGGACUUGGCGCCGAGGGUGGGCCGCCCCGUCAAGAGCACCACUUGUACAAUUCUG